Messenger RNA from Melospiza melodia melodia, 5533 nucleotides. RefSeq names its product DNA nucleotidylexotransferase (gene DNTT). The transcript has 17 exons. Gene Ontology annotation, biological process: double-strand break repair via nonhomologous end joining. The coding region runs from base 440 to 1930 and encodes 496 amino acids. Gene Ontology annotation, molecular function: DNA binding; DNA-directed DNA polymerase activity; DNA nucleotidylexotransferase activity. The record is from RefSeq and is a predicted model, not a curated record. Lineage: Eukaryota; Metazoa; Chordata; Aves; Passeriformes; Passerellidae. Gene Ontology annotation, cellular component: nucleus.
CGCUCGCUGUCACCUGCCCAGCCCAGGGGUUUCACCGGCUGCGGGGAGAGAUGCAGGGCCUGGUUCCUCUCCUCCUCCCCGCUCCUGGUGAAUUUGUGCCAGGCACACAUGUUGGAGUUGAUUCCAAGAAAUAACAAAAACAACAUAAUCAACAGAAAUCACAGAGUCUGAAAGGGACCUGGCGAGAUCUUGGCAGGGCUUCAGCAGAGAGGCAGGAUCAAACACAACUAGAGGAAACUGGGUUUUUGAACACCUCAAAAGCAGUCCUACUUUAGAAUUCCAUGCCUGUUUUCAAAAGCUGAUUGGAGGAUCUGCUGGGGGAAGUUAGGGCUUGCUGUUCUUUGAAGUUACCAGCUGAAUUUUGAAGACUUUGCAAGAGAACAGAGCACUUUGCUGGACUGACACAGCACAAAGGAGGGCUGAUUCUUUUUUGUCUGCCAUGAACAUACAUCACCUUGUAAAUCAAAGCUGUGUUAUGAUAUGCCAAGUUCUGACUUUGAUACACUUUCUGAGGAAGAUGGGGCUGACCAGAAGGAUGUUUUUGAUGGAACUGGGAAGAAGAAAAGGUUUCAGAGUAGAAAAUGAGCUAAGUGAUUCUGUCACUCAUAUUGUGGCUGAGAACAACUCUUACCUGGAGGUGCUGGACUGGCUGAAGGGACAGGCUGUGGGUGACAGCUCUAGGUUUGAGCUACUGGACAUCUCCUGGUUCACAGCCUGCAUGGAGGCAGGAAGACCAGUUGAUUCAGAAGUGAAGUAUCGUCUCAUGGAGCAAUCCCAAUCUCCUCCUCUGAAUACACCUGCAUUGGAAAUGCCAGCAUUUAUUGCAACAAAAGUAUCUCAGUAUUCAUGCCAGAGAAAGACAACUUUAAAUAACUACAACAAGAAAUUCACGGAUGCCUUUGAGGUAAUGGCAGAAAAUUAUGAGUUCAAAGAAAAUGAAAUAUUCUGCCUGGAAUUUUUAAGGGCAGCUUCUUUGCUGAAAUCUCUUCCAUUUUCAGUAACCAGAAUGAAAGAUAUCCAAGGGUUGCCCUGCGUGGGAGACCAAGUCAGAGAUAUCAUUGAGGAGAUUAUUGAGGAAGGAGAGAGUUCUAGAGUUAAAGAAGUGUUAAAUGAUGAGCGGUACAAGGCAUUUAAGCAAUUCACUUCAGUCUUUGGAGUGGGAGUGAAGACAUCUGAGAAAUGGUACAGAAUGGGUCUGCGAACUGUGGAAGAGGUAAAAGCUGACAAGACCCUGAAGCUGUCAAAAAUGCAGAAAGCAGGGCUUCUCUACUAUGAGGACCUUGUUAGCUCUGUGUCUAAGGCAGAGGCAGAUGCAGUGAGCUUGAUUGUCAAGAAUACUGUGUGUACAUUUCUACCAGAUGCUUUAGUCACCAUAACUGGUGGUUUCAGGAGGGGUAAGAAUAUUGGACAUGACAUAGACUUUUUGAUCACCAAUCCAGGACCAAGAGAUGAUGAUGAACUUCUGCAUAAAGUUAUUGACUUAUGGAAAAAGCAGGGCUUACUCCUUUAUUGUGAUAUCAUUGAAUCAACAUUUGUAAAGGAACAGCUGCCAAGCAGAAAAGUUGAUGCCAUGGAUAAUUUUCAGAAGUGUUUUGCAAUUUUAAAAUUAUAUCAGCCAAGAGUAGACAACAGCACUUGUGACGCGUCAAAACAAUUGGAAAUGGCAGAAGUCAAAGACUGGAAGGCAAUCCGUGUGGAUCUGGUCAUAACCCCCUUUGAGCAAUAUCCAUAUGCUCUGUUAGGCUGGACAGGCUCCAGGCAAUUUGGACGUGACUUGCGGAGGUACGCUGCACAUGAGAGGAAGAUGAUACUGGAUAACCAUGGAUUAUAUGACAGGAGAAAGAGGAUCUUUCUCAAAGCUGGAAGUGAGGAAGAAAUCUUUGCACAUCUUGGCUUGGAUUAUGUCGAACCAUGGGAAAGGAAUGCUUAAAAUUAUUUUCCAGCGUACAUUUAUCAGUUGACUGCAAUGGUCUUUCUGCCCACCUUGCAGUCUGGUAUAGUUAUAUAAACAUAUAUAUAAUAAGUAUUUCUAUGACAACAAAAAAAUUUACAUAAGUAUUAGAAGCCACUUGCACUUGCUAAUGUUCCUAGAAGAUAAGCGUUUAAAUUUUUCAAAAUCUUUUCCAGUCCUUUCUAGUUUUGAAGCUUCUACGUGGGAGUGAUAACACAGAGCUUGUUUUGGGGGGAAAACUUGGAACUGGUGAGAUUUUUGCUUCUGGUAGGAAUUUAAUGUUAGUAUGAACAAUACGUGUUUUUUAAAGUAGUCAGCUACAACAAUAUGUAAAUAAUUCAAAACAUUUGAGCUGAGUCAAAACAUUACUGAAAUGUAUGCUGGUCUUUAGCUGAAUUUCUUAUGUAUUUUGCUGAGUCCAUGUAUAAAAUUGCUCUGUGUAUAAGGCUUAAUGACCUAGGCAGUAACUGCUUUGCAGUCUCAGCAACUGUAGGCUUCAGCUGUAAUAUUUUUGCAGGUAGGGCACCAUUCUACAAAUACUAUAAACAAAUUGAUUAUUCAGUGAGGGUUAAAAAACAUUUCACAGGAAGGGAUUUUGAAAGGGAAAGUGGAAUCACUCAGUAGCAAUCUUCAAUUGUGUAGAAUAAUACUAUAAAUUUAUAGUACUGAUUUGGACGGAAGAAGAGUCAGGUUAUGAGAUGUAAUGGUCCUCAAUCAGGAAUUUGAAUCAUAACCUGCAUGAAAAAGAAAUGGUUUUAAAGUGUCAGGCUGGUGACUGCUCCAAGACAAAAGAUUUUAAUUAUCUGUGCUCAAUUUAGAUAGAUGGAACUUUAUUUACUAGUCAGUGUGAGCUGUUGGGCUAUUGACUGCUCUGGAGUGGUAUUCCCUGUCUUUAGUCAGAAAUUCACGUAGGAUGUGAGAAGCUUUCAGAUAAAAUUCCUACAAGAUAUUUUGUUUCCAGAAAAUGUCUAGGUAGCUCUUGUGAUCAUAAUGACAAUGAAGGAGUCCUAAUACAUUUAUCCUUUAAUAAACAGGGCCAUUCAGUGCUUUAGGAAAUGUAGCUAUUUACUGAUCAUUCAUCAUUUGAGAAUAAAGGUGGUUAAGAGCACCAGGAUUGCUCAAUUAAUUUUCUCCUUAAAAAUGUGGAUUUUUUUUCCCUCUGUUGAGGCUGGCUUCAGCUCUUGACAUGAUGAGGAAAGAAUGGCAAUGACAGGGCUGUGCCCAACAGUAAUUACUGACAGUAAACCUUCCCAUAUUCAAACAGUAUCUGUUAUUUUAAAGAGUGUGCUUAUUUUGUUACUCAUUACUUUAAACUGGGUAAUAGACUUUUAGAGGACUGUGUUGUAAACUGUUCCAAAACCUCAGUCAGAGUUGUAGAAAAAUGCAUUGAUGGCAGGAAUUUGCUUCUUGCCUGUGUCAAUAAAACCACCCCAUUGCAGUUUUGCUAACUGAGCUGAAAAUACAAUGCUACUUCCUAAACUGCUCUAACUAUGAAGCACUUGCAUUGCUUCCUGCUUUAUUGUGCUGAUGUUUGAAGUAGCUUCUCUGUGUUUUGCAUCAGGAUGCUGACACUUAAGUAGCAGUGACAUUUUUCAGUCCUAAUCGAAGAAAAAAAAAGCUAUGGUACCUUGUCUGAAUAUUCUUUCUACUUGGCUAACAUUUAUAACAAUUAUCCAUGCCAGUUGUGCUGUUUCUGCAAACUUGAAGACGCACACAAAGUAUCAAAAAUUCUGAAUUCCACAUAAAUAAAUAAUUCACAUCUUGGGUGCCUAUGCAUCACUUAUAAUUAUGCCACCUGUAAGGAAAAAGAUACCAGCACAAGUUCUGUCAGCUCCUCCAAGACUAGAAGAAAUCAGCAUAUCACUUUAUUCUCUUACUUCCCUCAAUUUUUCUGAAGUUUAUUUAGAAUACAUCAUACAGAUUGCUCACUGAAUUAAAUAUUUUAAAAAAUAUAUGGACCUGAUAAAUGAGGGAUUGUGUUAAAGAGAGGAACAGCCUAGAUGACCAGGAUGGUUUGACCAUGAAGAAGAUGCCUUCUCUUGUGCACACCCUCACUGGAGCAGCUGCUACCCCAAAUAGUGUUGCAGGUACCAAUAGUGUUCAGGACCAUCCCUGACAGCAGCUGCCAAACCAGUCAGCUGAGACAGCAAUUAGAAAAGAUAAAAAUCAUAAUGGAGAGCUGGGAGGGAGCAGGUUAAAGGAAAUGAAGCCUUUAUCAGCUGAGCAUGUCUGGAUCCAUGUGCUAGUGAAAAGUUCCUCCGGUGUGAUGGAACUGUUGGAGUCAGUGGUAGCAAAGCUUCUGAGCUCAUGAAGGACAGGUGGGGCCUCAGGGCCUGGAAAGGGCAAACACUUGUAACAAGAACAGACCAACAUUUGUAAUUGAAGGAAGGAAAGAGAGAAUUUCAGAUCAGUGCACUUAAUAUCUCCUAAAUUGCUCGAAUGAUUAAUAGACUGUAUUUUUAAUGCACCUCGAGGAAAAUAAAGUGAUAAGUUAUUGGUAACGUGUUCAUCAGAAACAAAUCAUGUCAAACUAAUUCAGUUGUAAAGUCCCUGGAGGCUGUUUUUUUUAAAAUGUCUGUCCCUCCUCCCUUGCUUUUGCACCAAGGCAAUUUGGCAAGUAGUGAGUAGAGAGGGAUCACUGGUUUAAUAAGCAUCUACAAACUAAUGCUCUAAAAAUUACUAAGUAAUUCUGUCUCUGGGAAAAAAAAGGAAAAGUAAAAGGAAAGCCACUGUUAUUUUUGUUUCAUUGUUUGAAGUAUUAUAUGAUUUGUUUAAUAAACUCUUAAGGCAAAGGCAAUGAGAUGUAUUUAGUUUGGUGGGUAAUAAUGUAGUUAAUGUCUAAAGGACUGAUGUAUUGAAGGAAAAGCUAAUUCUAUCUAUACAGCACUAAAAAAUUGCAAAUCUGGGCAACCUAAACACUCAUACAACUGAAGCCACAUGGAUUUUCUGCAAAUAACUGGAAACCUGAGAACUGCUGCUGCUUUGCAUAAAUAACUCCAGAAUGUUAAAAAACCCAAACCCAAAUAUUUGCAAAUAUUAUAGUUAUAGUCCCCAAAUGAAAUGUCUUUUCUACAGUUUAUGGGCAGAUUUUUUUGGCUUUCUCAGGUGAGACUAUCUUAUUCCUUGGUAUGAAAUAUAUUAUUUCACUUUUUGAACAGCUUUUACUUCCUAUUUUACAGUUUUCUUUGGCAACUGCAGUUAAAAUAACCAGGUCCUGGGACUAACAGGUUAGUUAGUGUCACAUAAACAAAUGAAGACAGAGAGCUCGUAGAAAGCUGUUUAAUGUCUCCUUCAAUAAAUGUGUAUCAUAGGCAACCCAUAAAAUCUAACACUAUUUUUGAGUGGGUGCCCUCCAAACAAAUACUAUUCCCAAAUACUACUGGUGGUACAGAAACUCCACAUGUGGGGGGGUGAUGCUGGAAUACACAUCCCAAAAGCCCAGGUGCCUCAGGGAAAUCACUUGGCUGAUGAGAACCAAUCCUAUCUGCACAUGGUGACUGACCAUGGGGAGAGAAGGAGAGAGAACAUGUGUAGGGUAAGUACAAAAUCUCCCAGUUUUAAACACACUUACUGAAAACCAAG